AUGCCCCUAAAAGCACGAAAACUAUUAGAAGAAAUAGGUGAUGAACCCAUUCUGGAAAUCCAACUUGGUCGUAGACCUGUAAAAGAUCUUGCCAUUAAAAUACUUAACUUUUUAAGUCAUUCAAAAUUUGCUGAUAAACAAUAUGAACUUGGUUAUGAUGAAAUCUAUCACAAUUAUUUGCUCAUCACAGUUCAGAAUAAUCAUGGCUUCAAUGUAGUACAAAAUAUUGUUCGAAAUGCACCAGAAAACACAAAUGGUAAAACAGUUCUGGUACUCGAAAAAUCAUUCCGUAUUGGUCUCAGAGACCCAGUUAUACCUGAUGAAAUGAUAGAUCUGUACGAUAUUCUACUACCACCAAAUAAAUCAUUAACACUGAAUCAAUUAAUUACUACAACAUUAUAUGCUGAAAAAGACUUCUUUGUAUAUGAUGCUGGCGAAAAUAAUACGUGCCAAACGUUUGUCAAAAGUGUUCUUGAAAGCAAUGGUUUGAUGCCUAACAUUGUUGAUGAAGCAACAUUAGAAGCGCUCGAACCAAUCGAUUCUAAAACAUUGGUUGCUACACUAGACGAUCUGUCUGGCUUAGUUAAACUAACAACUGAUAUAGCUGCGAAAUUACACAGGUUAUUGUCUGAUCACAAGAUUAAAUUGAAGUCGAAAAAAAGGAAAGCAAAGCAAUUUAUUUCAUUGAGCAAUGCCAACAUCAUUAGUUCGGAGACUACCAUUGCAAUGUACAAUGCGAUGUCUCAGAUCGAACACGACGUGCGCUCGAUUUCUCAAUGUUGGACGUCAUUUCAACCAUCCUAG
Molecule: messenger RNA, 804 nt
Organism: Rotaria sp. Silwood2
Lineage: Eukaryota; Metazoa; Rotifera; Eurotatoria; Philodinida; Philodinidae
Source: the annotation of a GenBank genome assembly